This is a messenger RNA of Theobroma cacao (cacao), 1239 nucleotides long. RefSeq names its product alpha/beta-Hydrolases superfamily protein. NCBI's taxonomy places the organism in Eukaryota, Viridiplantae, Streptophyta, Magnoliopsida, Malvales, Malvaceae. Gene Ontology annotation, molecular function: hydrolase activity. The record is from RefSeq and is a predicted model, not a curated record.
CUCAUACGAAGGCUCCAGAACAGUUCCACAGAUCCAGUAAUCCAGGUGUUUCGGGAACUCAGUUAUCUCAAAUUUCCAACAACGAGAAUUGAAGCCUUCGAAUUGGUCAUAUGUCAGGUAAAACUACUGCGCUUUAACCAUCUUCUCCUGAUCUACACCCCAAAUUCUGACCAUAACCAUAACCAUGUCGAGAUUCGACCCAUACCAGCACCUGGGUAUCCGUCCCAACCCUGACGGUACGCUCACUCGCCUAAGCAACUUCCCCAACACCGAGGCCAACCGGGCGGUAAUUCCAGGUCUCCCAACUGUCUCCAAAGAUGUCACGAUCAACGAUGAAACAAAGGUCUGGGCACGCAUUUUCCUCCCCGCCAAACUGCCCUCUAACGACAACACAGUGGCACGACUCCCCAUCCUAAUGUACUUCCACGGCGGCGGCUUCAUCUUCUACAGCGCUGCCAAUGUCUUAACUCAUCAAGCUUGCUCUGCCCUUUCCAGCGAAAUACCUGCCGUUGUUAUAUCAGUCGAUCAUCGCCUCGCCCCUGAGCAAAAGCUCCCUGCACAAUACGAAGAUGCGGUUGACACGAUCCUCUGGGUGAAGAAACAGGUUCUCGACCCAAAUGGAGAACAAUGGGUUAGAGAUUACGGAGAUUUUGCAAGAUGUUACCUCGGUGGACGUGGCAGCGGUGGCAAUAUUGCGUUCCACGCUGCUUUAAGAGCUCUAAACAAUGAUAUAAAGCCUUUGAAGAUUAAUGGUAUAUUUUUGAACCAACCAAUGUUUGGUGGGAAGCAAAGAUUGCCAUCGGAAUUAAAAUAUGCAACGGAUCAGGUGAUACCAUUGCCUGUACUUGAUCUACUGUGGGAGUUUGCGUUGCCUAAGGGAACCGACCGUGACCAUCGAUUUUGCAACCCGACGGAGGAUGUACCGUAUAUGAGUAAGGUCAGUUCAAUAAUAAGGAGGUGUUUGGUAAUCGGAUUCAGUAUAGAUCCAAUGUUUGAUAGGAUCCAAGCAUUAGUGGGAACGUUGGUGAAGUAUGGGGUUCAAGUUGAAGCACAGUUUGAUGAACAGGGGUUCCGUGACGUCGAUCUUGUGGAUUUUCGAAGAUCUCAGGCCCUUUUGAACAUUAUUCAGGAAUUUAUCAUUUGAAAUUACAAGUUUGUAUUAGUUUUCUAAGUCUCUCUAUGGGAUUGAAAUUCAAGCAAAGAUUUGUAAUGCAGAGAGAGCUCGUCAAGUUGGUCCAA